Messenger RNA from Closterium sp. NIES-67, 1479 nucleotides. NCBI's taxonomy places the organism in Eukaryota, Viridiplantae, Streptophyta, Zygnematophyceae, Desmidiales, Closteriaceae. The record is from the annotation of a GenBank genome assembly.
AACAACCCUCACCCCAAAAGGAUAGCUUCCUUAGCCCGCCACUUGCGGUGGCACCCACGCCAUCUCAUCUCAUCCCCUUCCGUCCUCGGAACUGUAAUCGCGACGUAGAAACACCUCGAUAAAGCCUGACUCGAAAUCCGAAUCGCGGAAUGUCGGCGGUAACUUUCAAUGCCCCGCAACUCACGGCGCCAGGCGCGCCGUUCGUUACGGUGGAGAAGCCCGUCGAGGCGCCGCCGGCGGGGAAGGUUCGCGUGAAGGUUCACGCGUGCGGCGUGUGCCACGGCGACGUGGUUACGAAAUUCGGGCUCCUGGGAACCACGUUCCCGCGUGUUCCGGGACACGAAAUAGCAGGCGUGGUUGACGCCGUAGGACCCGCCGUAGAAGGCGCCGCAACAGGCGCCGUAGGAAGCGGAGCGAAGCCGCAGUGGAGUGUUGGGGAUCGCGUAGGGUUAGGUUGGUUCGGCGGGUGCUGUGCCACGUGUCGCUCGUGCAGGGAGGGAGAUCUGAUCUGCUGCGACAACCUCGAGAUUACCGGCGCGCAUUUCGACGGUGGUUACCAGCCGUAUGUUACUGUCGCCGCGAACGCGCUGGCGAGAAUUCCGGACGAGCUCACUUUCCAGGAAGCUGCGCCGCUGAUGUGUGCAGGCUUGACUGUGUUCAACAGUCUGCGGCAUUCAGGUGCUUUUUCAGGUGCCACUGUUGGCGUGCAGGGGCUGGGGGGACUGGGCCACCUUGCCGUUCAGUAUGCCAGCAAGAUGGGGUAUGAGGUGGUGGCCUUUUCCCGUGGCAAGAGCAAAGAGGCAGAGGCGAGGAGGCUGGGAGCACACCACUACAUUGACACCACGGAGGAGGGCUUUCAGGAGAAAGUUCAGGCGCUAGGCGGAAUCAAGGUGCUCUUAGCCACUGCUCCCAGUGCCAGUGCUAUGACCACCGUCCUCCCCACCCUUGCCAAGAAUGGCACCCUUAUUGUGCUGGGCGUGGGAGGCCACGACGACUGCACCAUGGGAGUGGAUCCGGGGUUUCUGAUCGCCGGCAGGAGGAGGGUAAUGGGAUUCCCAUCGGGGCAGCCCAGUGACGCCGAGGAUACUCUCAACUUCGCCGCCCGGCACGGCAUUCGGCCAAUCAACGAGGUGUUUCCCGCCAGCCAGGCGUCAGAGGCCUUCAAUCGAAUGAUGAGCAAGGAAGCCAUUUUCCGAGUUGUUAUAGACCAUACACUGUAGACGUAUCAGAUGUGAGGUAACCAUUAUCUUGUUGACAUCACUAUCAAGUUUGCCACCCGGCAUGGCAUGCUCCUGCCAGUAAGCCGUCAGAGGCCUUUGAUCGCACGAUGAGCAAGGAAGCCAUUUUCCUAGUCAACUUGUUACAGACCAUACCAUACAGUGUAGAGUCUACACUGUAGACAGAUGUGUAACGGAAUGUGUUUUGACCCAGCAGCAGGGCCUAUUUUAUCAGAGUAAUUUACUCUGUUUCUCUGAAAAU